AUGUCAUUAACACUAUUAAACAAUAUCCAACAGCUUCCACCUGAUGCCUUGUUUGGCAUCAAGCAAAGAUAUACCCAGGACUCUCGUGCAAAUAAAGUGGACCUCGGUAUCGGUGCUUACAGAGAUGACAAGGGUAAACCUUGGGUGCUACCUAGCGUGCGUUCUGCCGAAAAAUUAAUCCAUGAAGAUCCAAAUUACAAUCAUGAGUAUUUGGGUAUCAAUGGUUCACCGGAGUUGAGCUCUGCUGCUGCCAAGAUUGUGUUUGGUGAGGAUAGCAAAGCCUUGCAACAGGGUAGAAUUGCGUCAGUUCAAUCACUUUCUGGUACUGGUGCUUUACAUAUCGCUGCCAAGUUCAUUUCAUCAUUUUUGCCUGGUAGAUCCUUGUACAUCUCAGAGCCAACUUGGGCUAAUCACAAUGCCAUCUUCAAGAGUCAGGGUGUCCAGACUGCUACCUACCCAUACUGGCAAGCCUCUACAAAGACGUUGGAUAUGGAAGGUUUCUUGAAGACCAUUAAGGACGCUCCAACCGGUUCAGUUAUAUUGCUACAUGCAUGUGCUCAUAACCCAACCGGGUUGGAUCCAACACAGGACCAAUGGUCGGAUAUCAUAGACGCCGUUGCUUCCAAGGACCACAUCGUGCUCUUCGACUCCGCGUACCAAGGUUUCGCUUCUGGUGACCUUGACCGCGAUGCUUACGCCAUUCGUCUCGGUGUAGAAAAAUUAGCUAGAGUCUCUCCAAUCUUUGUUUGUCAAUCAUUUGCCAAGAACGUUGGUAUGUACGGUGAGCGUGCUGGUUGUUUCCACUUGGUUCUACCUGAGCAAGAGAACAUCGAUACGGCAAAGGUAAAGGGCGCCAUAACAUCUCAACUAUCCUCCUUGAUAAGGAGUGAAGUCUCCAACCCACCAGCGUACGGUGCCAAGAUUGUUGCCAAGAUUCUAAACUCACCUGAGCUUACUAAACAAUGGCAUCAGGAUAUGAUUACCAUGUCUUCUAGAAUAACAGAGAUGAGACACGAACUCAGAGACAGGCUAGUCGCACAAGGUACCCCAGGAACAUGGGACCACAUCGUCGAGCAAUGUGGUAUGUUCUCCUACACCGGUUUAUCCCCCGAAAUGGUCAAGAGAUUAGAGACUCAACACGCCGUCUACUUGGUCUCCUCCGGCAGAGCUUCUAUCGCUGGUUUGAACCACGGCAACAUCGAACAUGUCGCCAAGGCCAUCGACGAAGUUGUCCGCCACUUCACAGGCAACUCCAAGUUCUAA
Molecule: messenger RNA, 1263 nt
Organism: Torulaspora delbrueckii
Lineage: Eukaryota; Fungi; Ascomycota; Saccharomycetes; Saccharomycetales; Saccharomycetaceae
Gene: AAT2
Product: aspartate transaminase AAT2
Exons: 1
Coding region: 1-1263 (420 amino acids)
Biological process (GO): L-aspartate biosynthetic process
Cellular component (GO): cytosol
Molecular function (GO): L-aspartate:2-oxoglutarate transaminase activity; pyridoxal phosphate binding
Source: RefSeq, a predicted model, not a curated record